UAGGGUUUGAUCAUGCCCUCCUCAUUCGUCUUGAUGAAUUCAACUGACAACCUGCACAGAAAUCAAGACGAUGCCGACGAUUCCUGGAAACCGAGUCCAGCGGCGCUGGCCAGCUCCCCUUUGCCGACUACAAGCAUCCUCCCGAGUUCCGCGAUCGACCCUAGGCCCAACCAGGAUACCUUCAGGCGACCAUCGGUAAACUUCCGUUUCCUGGAAGGCGCCCUGAGGAAGUCAUCAUAUCGGAAUGAGCAGAGAAGAAUGUCGGCAUCAGGCGUUUGCAUGCAUGCGCACGGUGGCUUCGAGCUGCUGUUGUAGCCACCAAGAUGCAGUAUGCAUGUACACGAUAGCUCUGAGGCAUCGUUAUAUUUGUUCGGGUGCGCUAUGGCACAGCGUGCGACAUCCCGCUGCUCGUGGAAUCUGGCCAUGGUCAUGCGAAACCUCUUUGAACGAGACGGCUUACAGCCUUGUAGCCUUCAGAGGUGCAGUGGAGAGUGACAUUGACUACGGUUUUCGCAUUGUAGUCGCCAGUUCUGCCUAUGUUCCGCGAUAUCGAUGGGUGGGGUUCGAAUGCGCUGUACUCCGCGUUCGUGCAUACCUAAGCCCUGCUGUGCAACAGGAGGAGGUACCGUCCCAUGUUCGGGGCCGCCGUCGAUAUCUUCUCAGCUCUUUCGAUUCCCUCGCCCGCAGGUCAUGCACACUAUCGCUGACGUCUGCUGAAGUUGACUGGCAAAAAGAUGGAACAGGCUGUUGUUGUGCAAAAAGCAUGCUGUAGGUGGUGCAAACAUGAGCUCGACUCCACCUCAUUCCCUCUUGACACCUCCUAGCAUGGUAAAGGACGAUGUACAAUGCGAAAUCUCAUCUGUUCACCAGGUAUGCCGUUCGCCGUGUGUGCCAGCCGGGGAAGU
Molecule: messenger RNA, 905 nt
Organism: Macroventuria anomochaeta
Lineage: Eukaryota; Fungi; Ascomycota; Dothideomycetes; Pleosporales; Didymellaceae
Exons: 1
Coding region: 245-772 (175 amino acids)
Source: RefSeq, a predicted model, not a curated record